AUGGUCGCCUGUGUAAGCGCAGCUGGUCAAUUUAUCCCGCCAAUGAUAAUAUUCAAACGAAUGCGCAUGAGUGAUCAAUUGAAAGAGGGAGCUCCAGCUGGAAGCUUGGUAACUGUUUCGGAAUCCGGUCACAUCAACCGUGAGCUGUUCUGUCAAUGGUUGGAACAUUUCGCUUCUGUUGUCAAGCCAACAAAAGAAGAUAAGGUCUUACUGUUGCUCGAUGGGCACACAACACACAGCAAAAACCUUGACGCUUUGAUGUUCGCACGCGAGAAAGGCAUCGUUUUGCUGCAAUUACCAGGACACACUACGCACAGAUUGCAACCGCUUGACGUGUCAUUUUUCAAGCCAAUGAGCACUUACUACACCCAAGCCAUCGAAUCUUGGAUGCGUUCACAUCCUGGCAGUGCUGUAACCCAGUAUCAAGUAAGCUGGCUUAUUAAUGAGGCAUAUGAACGCGCAGCCACGAUUGGUAACGUUGCCAAUGGAUUUAAAGCAACUGGUACCUGGUCUGUAAACCGGAACAUAUUUCAAGAUCAUCAUUUCUCAGCAGUUAAAGCUUUGGUCGCCAAUGUUACCAGUGCUGGACAAAAUGAUUCUCCAACGUUCUCUACUCCAUCUUCCAAUAUACAAUAUGAUGUACCCUCCACAUCUCAGGUUGCUAAGCUGUCAAAGUUAGAUGAAUUCAAAAGUAGCCUGAAUAUUCUAUCCCCAUUACCCAGGAACAAUUUACCGGGUAAAGGCAGAGGCGCUCAAAAAGCCGUUGAAUUGUCAUCUUCUCCGUAUAAAAAUGAUUUAGAGACAUCUCAGCAGAAAUCUAAACAGCCCAAAAAAGUUCCAUUGCAAUUAAAUAAACCGAUCAAACAGACUAUAAAAAAAAUAACCAAAGUAAAUACAACCCGUGUUAAACAAAACCAGAAACUUAAUGAUAGAACCGCACGCAAUAAGAAAAAGAUAAAAGUUAAAGACAGUGAAGAGUCGACUGAAGACGAAGAAGAAGUCAUAGUCUUUGACGAUUCAGAGAGUUGCGAUUCAGAAGAUAAAGAAAAUGAUUGUGCGAAAUGUGGGUGA
Melitaea cinxia (Glanville fritillary) is the source of this 1071-nucleotide messenger RNA. RefSeq lists its product as uncharacterized. Bases 1 to 1071 code for a protein of 356 amino acids. The transcript has a single exon. Gene Ontology annotation, molecular function: DNA binding. NCBI's taxonomy places the organism in Eukaryota, Metazoa, Arthropoda, Insecta, Lepidoptera, Nymphalidae. Gene Ontology annotation, cellular component: nucleus. The record is from RefSeq and is a predicted model, not a curated record.